Ricinus communis (castor bean) is the source of this 2052-nucleotide messenger RNA. RefSeq names its product pentatricopeptide repeat-containing protein At5g06540. NCBI's taxonomy places the organism in Eukaryota, Viridiplantae, Streptophyta, Magnoliopsida, Malpighiales, Euphorbiaceae. The record is from RefSeq and is a predicted model, not a curated record. Gene Ontology annotation, molecular function: RNA binding; protein binding. Gene Ontology annotation, biological process: RNA modification. The transcript has 2 exons. The coding region runs from base 314 to 1756 and encodes 480 amino acids.
AUUAAAUCCAUUGGCCGAAAAAACACUAGAUGACCUGAUAAUUAAAGUCAGCCAAGAAUCUGGAAGAAAGGUUAUCUUUCUGUAGCAUCUUUCCAAGAAUAAAAAUAUAACUAUGGAACUGGCAUUCAAAAUUUAUGAAAACAAGACAGGUCAGACAAAUUCUGAACAUUUAUUAGAACUGUUGUCAAAACCUCCAUAUUAUUGUAAAACAGACUACAGUUACCACUUACCCCUUCAAAUGAAGAAGGGAACCAAUACCUCUAUCAUCAUGGACAUGGUUGGUAUGUAUUGUCAAUGUAUAUAAAUUUAUCAAAUGAUGUUUCCGCCCAAAAAGCAACCGUUUUACUUUCCAAAACGCUUCCUUUACUCUAUAAACUACACAGUCCUCUCUCAAUCCCCAAAACCAGCAUUUCCGCAUCUAUCUCUCCUUGCAGACAAAUGCACUUCAAUGACUCAACUCAAACAAAUACACGCCCAGAUGAUUCUCACUUCUCGCAUUUCUGACCAUUUCGCUGCAAGCCGCUUGCUCUCCUUUUGCGCUCUCUCCAAUUCUAGAGAUAUCAAUUAUGCGAUAAAAUUAUUCAAAAGUAUUCAAGACCCAAAUAUCUUUAUGUGGAAUACUAUCAUUAGAGCUUUAGCGAAUAGCUCAAAUCCUGAUCAAGCUCUGUUCUUUUAUAUUCAAAUGCUGAGACUUGGGGUUUGUCCAAAUAAAUACACUUUCCCUUUUCUUCUCAAAGGUUGCAGCUUUUGUUCGAUCCAAUCAUGCAAGCAAAUACAUACCCAUGUUUUGAAAUUUGGGUCGGAUCUGGAUUUGCAUGUUGUUAAUAGGUUAGUUAGGGUAUACUCGAUCUUCAGCGAUUUAACCGAUGCUUGGAAAUUGUUUGGUGAAUUUCCCGAGAGAGAUUUGAGUAUUUGGACCACGAUGAUUAGUGGGUAUGCCCAAAACUUUUGUGCUAAUGAAGCUUUAGUGUUGUUUGAGAGAAUGGUUGCAGAGGGGUUCGAACCAAAUGGACCUACUAUCGCUUCUGUGUUGUCUGUGUGUGCUCGUUCAGGAAGUUUGGAUUUAGGGGAGAGAAUCCAUGGUUUUAUGAUAGAAAGAGGGGUUGAAAUUGGAGUGAUUUUAGGCACUGCCCUGGUGCACAUGUAUGCUAAGAAUGGAAAAAUUUUGGUGGCUAGAAAAUUGUUUGAUUCCAUGACUGAAAAAAAUGUUGCUACUUGGAAUGCAAUGUUAUGUGGAUUGGCUAGUCAUGGACAUGCUGAAGAAGCACUUUCACUUUUUUGGAAACUGGAGAAAGAACAUAUAGUCCCAAUUGAUGCCACUUUUGUUGGGGUUUUAUCUGCCUGCUGCCAUGCUGGUUUGAUUGAUGUUGGUCGCAGGAUCUUUUAUUCGAUGAAGGAGAGUUAUGGUAUUGAUCCUAAGAUUGAACAUUAUGGGUGCAUGGUGGAUCUUCUUGGGCGAGGUGGGAAGCUAGUUGAAGCUGAGGAGUUGAUAAAAGGAAUGGUGUGGAAGGCUGAUGUUGUGAUUUUGGGAGCUCUGUUAUCUGCUUGUAAAAAUUAUAGAAACAUUGAGAUUGCUGAAAGAGUGGCGAAUAAGAUUCUGGCCUUGGAACCUCAUAAUCAUAUGGUCUACGUUGUUUUGUCCAAUAUGUACGCAGAGGCUGGACGGUGGCAGGAUGUAUCAAGGCUUAGGAAGGUCAUGAAAAUAGGGAAGUUGAAAAAAAUGCCCGGUUGGAGCCUCGUGGAUGGUGAUAAUUAAGUCUUGUUUAUUCUCUAAAUAUGUAAUAGACUGGCACCAUUAUUGCUCCAUGAAAGAAAACUAUUGUUAAACAUCAAAAUGGAGGGAGCGGCAGGAUCAAAGGGACAUGCAUCGUGAUUUGCUGUUCGCAGGACCUUUUCUACCGGCCAAUUCUGAAAGACGAGGUGGAGAGUGGAUACUAUUGAUUGCUGGAAGAUUGAAGUUUGCAAUUUCAAUGUGUGUUUUUGUAGGACAAGAAAAGCGGUUAUCUAAUCAUAUUGAAUGAUAUAAAUUCAAGACGAUUGGCUUCAGCUGCA